GCCUCGCAGGAGUUGAGAUUUCUCCUCAGCAGCUCGUCCCAUCCUUUUCAAUUGGUUGACUGUGCUUUUUUCCUUCCUCUGUUCGCACUAAACGAGAUGAAGGAUUGAAUAGCUAGAGGGAUGGGUGAAUAACGCGAAAGAAACACCCACAUUCGGCUCAAGUCUGGACUGACGGAGAGAGGGAGCUGGGAGAGUGGCCGGGGAAGGCAGUCACACUCAAGGGUGCUCUGAGGAUCCGCUGGGAGGAAAUACAGCGUAACAGUACAUGCUCUGAAAGGUGUCUCAGGAGCUUCACCUACACGAUUGUAAGGAUGCAGGUUUUGGAACGGGGGAGCAGGAUGUGCUGGCCGCUGGCCUUUCUGGCACUUUCAGCCCUUUUUACCCCCCCAGUCGAGGGGCAAGUGUCAAAUCCACGAAGACUACGUUUUAAAGUUGUGGGCAAGAGCAAAUUGCUUGUGGCAUGGAAAGAGCCAAGAGGAGAUUUUGAAAGCUACAGAUUUAUCUAUACCUCUGAGCCAGGUGGAGAGGAAACUGAGUUGCAGAUCUCCAAAGGUGAAAACAAAGCAGUAAUACAGGAUUUCAGUCCUGAUAAGGAGUACACAGUCAAAGUCAUUGCUGUGAAAGGUGACAGGGAAAGCAGAGCUCUGAAGGGGAAAUAUGCAGUCCAAGAGCAGGAGCCAGACGAGGACGUGCAGUCCCAGAAACUGAAGGACCGAACCGAAGGGUCCGAGGAUCUCAAUGAAAUAUCGGGAGUGGACCAGUUUGUCUGCACCACCCCGGCGAUUGCGGACAUCGUGAUCCUGGUGGACGGUUCCUGGAGCAUUGGCCGGAUAAACUUCCGACUGGUCCGCAUGUUCCUGGAGAACCUGGUGAACGCCUUUUCCGUGGGAAUCGACAAGACCAGGAUUGGCCUGGCCCAGUACAGCGGGGACCCCAGGAUUGAGUGGCAUCUGAAUGCUUUCUCCACCAAGGAUUCUGUGAUCGACGCAGUGAAGAACCUGCCCUACAAAGGAGGGAACACGCUGACAGGCCUUGCACUUACCUAUAUCCUGGAGAACAGCUUCAAACCAGAGUCUGGAUCUAGGUCCAAUGUUCCCAAAAUUGGGAUCCUGAUCACAGAUGGAAAAUCCCAAGAUGAUGUCAUUCCUCCCGCGGAAAGCCUUCGCAAUGCGGGCAUUGAGCUUUUUGCCAUUGGUGUGAAGAACGCGGAUGAAAAUGAACUGAAGGCCAUCGCCUCAGAGCCCGAUGAGACCCACGUCUACAACGUGGCCGACUUCAGCAUCAUGAGCUCCAUAGUGGAGGGCCUGACCAAGAUUGUGUGCGACCGAGUCGAGCAGCAGGACAAAGAGAUCAAAGGAGAGUCUGACGAGCAGCCGACUCUGGGUGCCCCUCAGAACCUGGUGACAUCGGACGUGACAGCGAAAGGCUUCCGGGUUUCUUGGAGCCACGCCCCAGGGGCUGUGGAAAAGUAUCGAGUGGUGUACUAUCCCACCCAGGGAGGCCAGCCUGAGGAGGCUGUAGUAGAUGGCAGCGAGAACUCGGUGUUGCUGAGCCACCUGAACUCCAUGACAGAGUACCAGCUAGCCGUCUUCGCUGUGUACACCAGUGCGGCCAGCGAAGCCUUGCGGGGCACAGAAACCACCCUGGCCUUGCCUAUGGUGAAUGACCUGCAGCUGUCGGAGGUGACCCACAGCACCAUGCGGGCCCAGUGGAAGCCCGUGGAAGGGGCUUCUGGGUACAUGAUCCUUUACGCCCCUCUGACUGACACCGAGGCCACAGACGAGAAGGAGGUGAAGGUGGCUGAUUCGGUGACUGAGGUAGAGCUGGAGGGACUGACCCCCGACACGGAGUACACGGUGACGUUGUACGCCAUGUACGGAGAAGAGGCCAGUGACCCACUGACCAACCAAGAGACCACACUGCCACUGAGUCCACCCCAAAACCUGAAGAUUUCUGACGUUGACCACAGCUCUGCAAGGGUGACUUGGGAACCUGCAUCCAAGGCCGUGAGGGGUUAUCGAGUCAUGUACAUCUCAACCGAUGGCGGUCCAACCCACGAAUUGGAUGUGGGUCCCGUUACUUCUCUGGUGCUGAAGAACCUAACCUCUCAGACCGAAUACACAGUGGCUGUCUUCGCACUGUAUGACGAGGGCCAGUCUGAGUCCCUGACUGACCUCUUCACCACCAAGUUGGUGCCGGAGCCCCUUGACCUCCGGACCAGCGAAGUAUCCACAGACAGCUUCCGGGUCAGCUGGCAGCACGCUGCAGAUGACAUCGUCCUUUACAAGCUGAACUGGAUGCCCAUUAGCGGUGGAGAUGCAGAAGAGACUGUUCUGAAUGGAGCUGAUGACUCCUUCCUCCUCACUGGCUUGCGGUCAUUCACAGACUAUGAGGUGUCGCUAUCUGCAAUCUUCAGAGACGAGACAGAGAGUGACGUAGUGACUGCCCUGGAGACAACAUUGGCGAGGACAACAACCAUUGCCACAACAACAACCACUACCACAGCUGCAGUGGUGCGCCUGGGAGUUAAGAACCUGAAUAUCAAUGAGGAGACUACGUUCAGCCUGCAGGUUUCCUGGGACCUGCAGGACCCCAAUGUGCAGGAGUACCGGGUGUCCUACGUCAGCCUGAGGGGUGACCGCGCAGAGGAAGCGGUCAUGGUUCCCAGCCAACAGAGCAGCCAUCUCCUUCAGCCCCUGCUGUCUGACACACAGUACAAGGUGACAGUCACUCCAGUGUACGCAGAGGGCGAUGGAGUCAGCGUGUCAUCUGUGGGACGGACGUUACCCCUCACUGCGCCCCGAAACCUUAGGGUGUCCGAAGAGUGGUACAACCGUUUCAGGAUCACCUGGGACACUCCUCCAUCCCCCACCAUGGGGUACAGGAUUGUCUACCAGCCUAUCUCUGCUCCAGGCCCCGCCCUGGAGACCUUUGUGGGGGAGGACGUCAACACCAUGCUGAUCGUGAACCUGCUGACCGGCACGGAAUACAGUGUCAAGGUCAUCGCCUCGUACACCACCGGCUCCAGCGACGCCCUCGCCGGCAAGGCCAAGACAUUGAAACUGGGCGUGUCCAACCUGAACGCCUACCAAAUGCGUACGAACAGCAUGUGCGCCCAGUGGCAACCCACCACUGCCUCAAUGUACAGGGUGAUCAUCGAGUCCCUCCUCAAUGGGCAACGGCAGGAAGUGAGCGUAGGGGGUGGGGCUUCCAGGCAUUGCUUCUAUGACCUCACUCCAAACACCCAGUACAAGAUCAGCGUCUACACCCAGUACCUCGACAUGGAGGGUCCUGCGAUCACCACCGUGAGCGCAACACUCCCUGUUCCGACGGAGCCACCGACCGCGCCCCCCACCACGACGCCUGCCCCCACCCUCCCUCCUGCCAAAGAAGUCUGUAAGGCAGCCAAGGCCGACCUGGCCUUCCUGGUGGACGGGUCCUGGAGCAUUGGUGACGACAACUUCCAGAAAAUCAUCCGCUUCCUGUACAGCACGACUGGGGCCCUUGAUAAGAUUGGCCCUGAUGGCACACAGGUUGCGAUUGCGCAGUUCAGCGACGACGCCAGAACGGAAUUCCAGCUCAACUCGUACGGCGACAAGGAAACGCUGCUGGACGCCAUUCAGCGCAUCGGGUACAAAGGGGGAAACACCAAGACAGGCACGGCCAUUAAGCAUGUGAAGGAAAGCAUCUUUACCACACAAGGGGGCGUGAGGAGGGGCAUUCCCAAAGUUCUGGUGGUGCUGACUGACGGCAGGUCCCAGGAUGAUGUCAACAAGGUCUCCAAAGAGAUGCAAAUUGAGGGUUACAGCAUUUUCGCCAUUGGCUUUGCCGACGCUGACUACGGUGAGCUGGUGAACAUCGCCAGCAAACCCAGCGAGAGGCACGUCUUCUUUGUGGACGACUUAGAUGCCUUCAAGAAAAUCGAGGAGCAGCUGAUAACCUUUGUGUGUGAGGCAGCCUCAGCCACUUGUCCUUCUGUUCUGAUGAGUGGUAACACCUUAGCAGGCUUCAGGAUGAUGGAGAUGUUUGGACUGGUGGAGAACCAGUAUGGCAGUGUGGAGGGAGUGUCCAUGGAGCCCGGCACGUUCAACAGCUUCCCCUGCUACCGACUACACAAGGAUGCCCUCCUGUCUCAGCCCACGAAGUAUCUACACCCAGAAGGCCUACCCUCAGACUACACCAUCACGGUGCUUUUCCGCCUGCUGCCGGACACACCCCAAGAGCCCUUUGCAUUGUGGGAGAUUCUCAAUAAGGAAAAUGAACCUCUGGUGGGCGUCAUUCUGGACAACAGUGGGAAAACUCUCACUUUUUUCAACUACGACUACAAGGGAGACUUCCAGACCGUGACGUUUGAGGGGCAGGACAUCAAGAAGAUUUUCCAUGGUAGUUUCCACAAGCUCCAUGUGGCUAUCAGCAAGACGACUGCCAAAGUGGUCAUCGACUGUAAGGUGAUUAGUGAGAAGGCCAUCAACGCUGCGGGGAACAUCACCAUGGAUGGGGUGGAGGUGCUUGGUCGGAUGGUGCGGUCUCGUGGGAAGAGGGACAACUCAGCCCCGUUCCAGCUGCAGAUGUUCGACAUCAUCUGCAGCACCUCCUGGGCCAGCCGGGACAAGUGCUGUGAGCUGCCAGGCCUGAGAGUGGAAGCAGACUGUCCAGCCAUGCCCCAUGCCUGCACCUGCUCCCAGGACAGCAAAGGGCCUCCUGGACCUUCCGGACCCCCUGGUGGCCCCGGCAUCAGGGGAGCGAGAGGGGAUCGAGGGGAACAAGGCCUUGUGGGACCUCAAGGGUCUAAUGGAGACAUGGGGCCUCCAGGGCCACAGGGACCUCCUGGCCCUCAGGGCCCCAGUGGAUUGUCCAUUCAGGGGACUCCGGGGUUGCCUGGGGAGAAAGGAGAGAAAGGCGAGGUUGGCGUGCAGGGACUUCAGGGUGUUCCUGGAUCUCCUGGGUCCAUGGGAAGGGAUGGCCCACCUGGACAGAGGGGACUUCCUGGAAAAGGCGGACCACAGGGACAGCAAGGGGCCCCAGGGCCGAUUGGAACCCCCGGGGCUCCAGGGUCCCCAGGAUCGAAAGGACCGCCGGGGCCACUGGGUGACCAUGGACCACCUGGUCCUCCUGGUACCAAGGGCGAUAAGGGUGAACGGGGUGACAUGCAGUCCCAGGGUGCCGUGCGGUCGAUCGCCCGUCAGGUCUGCGAGCAGCUGAUUCAGAGUCACCUGUCCCGCUACAGCUCUGUCCUGAACCAGAUCCCCAGUCAGGCCGUCUCAGUCCGCACCGUGCCCGGACCCCCCGGAGAGGCUGGGCGACAGGGCCCCCCGGGACCACAGGGAGAGCAGGGGCCUGCUGGCAGACCAGGAUUCCCUGGGGGCAAUGGACAAAAUGGCCGACCAGGAGAGAGAGGGUUUCCGGGAGAGAAGGGUGAGAAGGGCAGUCAAGGAGUGGGCAUUCAGGGCUCCAGAGGCCCCCAGGGGCCACCAGGACCUCCAGGGGAAGGGCGGACAGGAAGCCAGGGGCCGCCCGGCAGACCGGGCAACCAGGGCACGCCGGGGCGGCCAGGCGUCCCCGGCUCCACAGGUGCCGCCGGGCCCCCGGGGUACUGCGACCAGAGCUCCUGCUUGGGCUAUAACGUCGGAGUACAAUUGCCUCCCAACUCCUACCAAACCUAUGACCCUGCUGGCAAUUAUGAGGAAGAGGAGGAUGAAGAAGAAGACCCAGCCCGGUACGGUGGGUAUGGGGCGUACCCCUCCCAGUACUAUCAGCCCAACUACCCUGCACAGCCCGGCCCCCCCCACUCUGAGGACACCAUCGUGAGGUCACCGGGAAUGCACCGCUUUGCCAGGAGCCCGCCAGAAAAGAAAGGCUCCACCUCCGCAGAGUAGGCGAACAGUGGAGGGGGAGGAGCCAGGAACGUCCCAGAUGCACGCCUGGAGCCCUUCAGCACACCCAUAGCACAGCGCAUCAAUGCCACCAUUGAAAAAGAAGAGAAAGGGGGCUAUCAGUUCAUACACAGUGAUUCCAGAUGUACGAGGAAGAUCCGAAAGUGCCUGAUAUAUAUACUGUAUGGUAUUUGUUUUGUUUAGUUUUUUUUUUGGGGGGGGGGGGGGGGGCGAUUACACUAGCAUACUCAAUGACUUUAUUUUCAUUAAGUUGCAUGUCACCUCAAAGGACGGGCAGGAGUACAGAGAGAGAUUAAAAGGGUUGUGUGUUUUUGUUUGCAUGCAGCGGGCAUCUUGUAAUCUACUUACACCGUGACAAAUAGCAUCUGUACAGUUUACCUAAUUGUUUUUUCAGCAUAAUAGCGUUUCCAUCUCAGAGCUCUCGUGGCCUAAUUUCCCCUCAUCAACCCAGUGUGUUUCUGCCUAUGAUUUCCAGUAUUUCCAUUGCCUUUUCUAGUUUAUUUAUUGAAAUUAAAUGUCCUCCAUUGUGAGGUUCUGUAUUUCUUGCACUCAUAUAUCGUCCCCCUUUAUUGGAUCUCUGAUGGUACCUAAAUUUGAAGCUGCAUCUUUUAGAAAUUACCCGAAUUGUCCUUCAUCUACGUGUAAUAAUUAUUUCAUAAUGCGGGAUGUCUCUGUGCGUUUUUAUAGAGUCGCAUUAGUCAUUGUCCUUGUGGAAAACUACACAAUGUGAGGUUAAGGGGGGAAAAGGAUUCUUGUUGACUUUUUUGGAUUUUUGUUACAUGAGCAUAGGUGUUGUGCUAGCUUUCGUCUCAAGGAUGCAGAGAAGGUGCUAGAAUGUGUAAUGUACGAACUAGAUGAAUCUGUGAAAUGAUUAUUUUCCUGCCCUCACAUUUCUCGUUAUGCAAUGUGGGGCCUGUUCGCUGUGGAGGUGUGUUGAAUAGUUAGGCCUGUGGUCUAAUUUCCCCUUCAGAGAGACCCAAGCAGAAUGUAGAACAGGUGCGAGUGGAAAGUCUCAUCUCAGAACCUCUGAAUUUAGGAAGUAAUUUAUUUUUACUUUAUUAUUUGUUUUGUAACCAAUAAAACUGAAGUACAACCACAAA
Molecule: messenger RNA, 6994 nt
Organism: Anguilla rostrata (American eel)
Lineage: Eukaryota; Metazoa; Chordata; Actinopteri; Anguilliformes; Anguillidae
Gene: col14a1a
Product: collagen, type XIV, alpha 1a
Exons: 48
Coding region: 312-5876 (1854 amino acids)
Cellular component (GO): interstitial matrix
Molecular function (GO): protein binding
Source: RefSeq, a predicted model, not a curated record